Messenger RNA from Rhopilema esculentum, 6972 nucleotides. The record is from RefSeq and is a predicted model, not a curated record. NCBI's taxonomy places the organism in Eukaryota, Metazoa, Cnidaria, Scyphozoa, Rhizostomeae, Rhizostomatidae.
GAUCGGGGGUAUGUAUAUUCCGGACUUGAGAGUAGGCAGAUUCAUGAAAACAGGCUCAAAUAUUUCCGUGUAAGUUUUCUUUGGUGUCUAGGAAACGGCAGAGCUCAGUAUGCUGUGCAGUGGGUUGUGGUAUUGUGGAGGAGAAUGGAAGGAUUAUUUGGUAUUUGGAGAUAGAUUACAAAGAACUGAUAAUAUGGUUCCGGGAGUUGUGGUAUGAUCAAAUUAAGAGAUGAUGCUUCGAAUUAAGUCUGCAUCUCCGCGAAUUGAAGAUUCUCUGUGGACUACUUUGUCUCUCGUAUGUUUGAAGACAGCAAAUAGUUCGAGCCUACUUUUUUGAAAGUGGCAAGGGAUCAAAACAUCAGAGACUAUUAUUCAGGUUCCUUAGGCUAUUAAUUGUGUUUAUUCAAAGCAGAGUGCCGGAGGUACAUAUAGAAAAGUGUGAAUGGGAAAACCAACUGCUGACUUGGAUGUCUUCGAAAAAAGUGACUCAAGUGAGAAAUCGAUUGCUAGAUCCACUGCAGGGGAGCUUGCUUUGCAAUGAUGCAGAUUGUUGGAAUCUUGUGCCUUUGUUUUUCAUUUGUCGCAAUCCGGGCAGCUAGCUACGAAAUCACAAGCAAAGUACCUGGAAAUGUGACAAUCGGUGGCUUGGUACCUAUUCAUCCACUUGGAGCUCAGGGACAGUGUAAUCUCACAAGUUUUGAAGGUGCUGCUGGAAUGCUUCGUCUAGAAGCGAUGAUUUACACUGUUAAAGAAAUUAACAAUAACAAGACGUUCCAUCCCGUCAAUCUUGGCCUAGAAGUCAGAGACAGCUGCAAUAUUGAAGCAAAAGCUUUGGAAGAGUCUCUCAAUUUCGUCAUAGACAAAGUGCCAGACGUCUGCCAAGGAAACCACAGCAACCAAACAGGCAAGUCUGGAAAGCUAGCCGCAGUGGUGGGUGCCACAAAAAGCUCCGUCACUGCACAAGUAGCCAAGCUGCUCCGACUGUUCAAAAUUCCCCAGAUCUCGUACGCAUCCACAAGUGAAGAACUGAGUGACAAAACCAAAUACAACUUCCUUUUGCGCACUGUUCCUUCGGAUAAGUACCAAGCACGCGCUAUGGCAGAUUUUGUGGCUGAAAAGCUCAAGUGGAAGGCCGUUUACGGUCUUUAUGAAGAGGGAACGUACGGCGAGAAUGGUAUGGAGAAAUUCAAGAAUGAAGCAAAGAGACGUGGUGUUUGUGUGGUUGAUAGUAAAGCAGUGAAAAGAGACAACGACCUGCCUGCCAGAUUGAAGAGUAUUCUGGAUCAUUUCCUUAAGGAAAGUGAUGUUAUUGGAGUUGUGUUAUUUUGUCAUCAGGAGGUUAUCAACGAGUUACUUAGUGUCUUGAGACAAGAUAAAAAUUUACGAAAUCGCUUUUAUUGGGUAGGUUCAGACAGCUGGGGGCUCUACACUGGCUCAUACAAAAACCUUGAAAUCAACGUAACGGUAUUCUCCCUGCAUGAUCAUUCCAAGCAGCUUCUUGGUUUCAAGGAUUAUUAUAGAAAACUUGAACCAGGUGAAAAUUCACUAAACCCUUGGUUUGACAAGUUUUGGUGCUGGAAAUGUCAACAGGAGGUGAAAAAGAACCCAAAAUAUACAGAGAAGGCCAAAAACCUUUGUCCAUGUGAGGGCCUGCGGUAUUUGGGACAUAAAACUGGAAAGGAAGAUGACGAGAAUUUAAGGUUUGAAUUUUGCGCGAAUAACGAUACGUGUUUUCACGAUGACAAGGUAGCUUAUGUAAUCGACGCCCUCUAUGCUAUCGCUUAUGCAUUGAAAAAUCUUUAUAGUGAAAAAUGCCCUAACGUGACCGACAACAAUGCUUUGUGUAUCCGAAACCUGAAAAUUGAGACAACAGAGUUUUUUGAUUCGUACCUAAAAAAGGUAGUAUUCCAGGGUGUGACGGGACAUGUUUCGUUUAACGAGAGCGAGCUCAAAGGAGUUUAUGAUAUUAGCAAUUUGAUAAGCGGGAGUUUUGAGACAGUGGGGAUCUGGAAGGCAGAGAAUGGCGGCAGUCUAGUCAUGAAUGGUCGCUGGAAGCAGGCAGAGAUUCGAUCCCAGUGUGCAAAGAACUGCUCAGCCGGAAGCGUCAGGAAGACGCGCGGAGGUAAGAUUUGCUGUUGGGAUUGCAUAAGGUGUGCGAAAACUCAAAAAGUUGUCAGCCUUUACCGCUGUCAGUCCUGUGGAAGUGGGUACAGAUCAAACGAGACUUUUGAUGGCUGCGUCAAAAUUCCCGAGGUUCAUUGGGAUCACGGUUGGCUGGUAGCAAUCGCCUUCCUAGCGUCAGUUGGAUGUGGCCUAACUUUUUUUGUGUUUGUUGUGUUUUUUCGUUUUCGCAACACCCCAGUCAUUAUGGCCGCCAGUAGGGAGUUAUCGUACACGCUUUUGCUUGGCAUUACCUUAUGCUAUUCUCUGACCUUUUUCAUGGCAGCUUGGCCCAGUACACUGACAUGUGGAGUCCUUCGCUUUGGCACUGGGUUUUCAAUGAGUUUGUGCUACGCUGCGCUGCUUGUCAAAACCAGCCGCAUUGCUCGUAUUUUCUCAGGAAAACCAGAUCCGCUGUUUAUAACCCCCAAGUGGCAACUCGUAUUGACCGGGAUGCUUGUUAUGCCGCAAGUUUUGAUUGGUGUUGUUGGAUUGAUGAUAAAGAGGCCUAAAGUUGAAAAGGAUUACAAGUCAAUCACUGAAACAGUUGUACGUUGCAGUGCUGAUACAAAUGAUCUAAUUGUUUCCAUUUCCUACAAUAUUUUGUUGAUAGUUUUGUGUACAGUUUAUGCCUUCCGCACUCGCAAGGUUCCAGAAAACUUUAACGAGGCAAGGUUUAUCGGUUUUGUCAUGUACACAGCCUGUGUUAUUUGGCUUGCCUUUCUACCACUGUUCUACGGGUCUAGCUACGAGUACCGCGGAGUUUCUCUCUGUCUCAAUCUCAUCCUCAAUGCAACAACCAUUCUUUUUGGACUCUUUGGCAUCAAGAUGUACAUUGUUUUGCUCAGGCCAGAAAAGAACACGAGAGCUAAUUCGAAAGCGAGAUCAUUCUCGUUUCCAUCAGACUCAAAUGGUCACGACAAGGAGAAUUCAUUGCAAGAAGCCAAAGAAAACCGUAUUAAGCCUGGAAAGCGCCACCGCAGAAACAACAGCAGCUCAACAAUAUCAAGUGGAUAUCUCGUAAACUACGCAACAGAUGGACCCUACAUCUCCCGUGGCUCGAAUGCAAGUUUGUCUGCUUUGGGGACGCGAGACAUUUCAUUCAACUGAUAUUGAAGUUGCUGUCCAUAAAGCAAAGAUAUAUUCUGUUUCUACCUUUCUCAAUGUUUCAUCCCGAGCGAGUGGCGUUGAGCUGUAGUAGUAAGCCAUAUAUUUUGGUAUGUUCUUGACUAUAAGCAUUAAUAAGCAAUAGCAUUAGGUAAUAGCGGUGGAGAGUUAAAAGAAGAAGCUGCCAGUUUUGAGCAAUAAUAUUAAGCAAUGUAAUGAACCGAUCAUUGCACAGGAAAUAGGUUUAGGAAUUAGGAAAAGAACGUCAAUACACAGGGCAUUAGCAUUUGAUAAUAUUGCUAGGCAAUAGCAUUGAUCGUUAUUAUCAAGUGACAGUUUUUGGCAACAGCAGUAAGCCACCACAGUGAGUAGAUGGUAUACUAAACAAUAGCAUUGAGUGAUAAUAUUAGGGGAAUAUUACACAGAGCAAUAGCAUUUGGUAAUAUUACUAGGCAAUAGCAUUGAUCGUUAUUAUCAAGUGACAGUUUUUAGCAACAGCAGUAAGCCGUCACAGUGAGUAGAUGGUAUACUAAACAAUAGCAUUGAGUGAUAAUAUUUGGGGAAUAUUACCAAAAGCAAUAGCAAUAGACAAUGAUUUUGAACGAUUAUCGCUCAGGAUUUGGCAAAAAAAGUGUGAUAAUAGCACCGAGCGUUGAGUAGUUAUACUGAGUAGUUAUAGAAAGUGAUAUUGAUCAACUGUGUUUCGCAAUAGCUGCUCCUCGUAGAUGGAGUGUGCAGUUUUGAAAGCACGUCUUCAGGGCCUACUCAACCUUCCCAAAGAUAUCGUAUAAAGUAGAUGUCCAAGCAGAUACUUGACGAUAAAGGUCCUUUGAACGGGGUUUUUAAUGCGACUGAAUGUAGAUCAGAAUCUACUUUUCAGGUACAAAAAUAUAACUGGUAUCUUGGUUUCCGUUUUCAGUUGUCAAAGGAUAAAAUCACGUGUAUUAUGUAUAGAUUUCGCAUAUUUUCGUAGAGCUCUUUCUAAGAGUUUAAUAUAUUUGAUUGGUAGAGUCAACGGGUAACAUAAAAUACGUAGUGCUGUCACAGUGGUAGACUUUCGGUUUAGUGAGCACGAUAAAAUUAUUUUUAGGCUUUUUGAAAACCUCACUGUGAUGUCACCCUUUCAUAGUGUUGGUUUUUUAUUAUUUUUUUAAAUCCUGCGUUUAUUUUUGACUUGGUUUCACUAGAAACUUGGUUGGUUUAUUCUCCGUAUUUUAUUUGCAAAAAAUAUGAUCUUUUUAUGUUUUUAAUCAUGACAAAUUGUUUGAAUAACAUAUUCAAACUUUCAAUCUUUAAAAAGUGAACCCAUUCUUUUCUUACAUUGUUUUUUAUUGUUUUUAUUAUAUCUAUAUUUCUUUAUAAAUAUGUAAUAUAUUUCUAUUGAUUCAUAUUUUUAUGAUUUCAUGAUGUUUCCAGUAAUUUAUCAUCUUUUCUUAAUAUAUUUUUCAUGUUACAAAGCAUAGUUAUCGGAUGAUUUUUUAAAACUUAAAUUGAUGUAUAUAAUAAAUGCAAUAUAUAUUUUUAAAUGAUUUAAAAUGAAUGCUUAUUUUCACACGCUAGAUUUGUUUAGAUAUCAUAAAGAGAUUGCUUUAAAGAUUUUUGUUAAAUAUCAACGGGCUAGUAAUAUAUUAAAGCAUUUUCCUGGACAAUGAUUGCUCGAUAAUUUAUACUUUAAUUGUGAACUUUGAUUUUCCAUCGCGCCAUACUGUUUAUAAUUUUAUACAAUGAAGCAUGUAGAUGUAGUCUGUCUUUAUUUUCAAAUAGUUUCUUGAAGAACGCAACAACAGAGUAUUUUUUAUAUUGAUAUUACAAAGAAAGAGGAUUAUUUAACAAGGUGAAAGGGUUUAGAAGACACUGCUGCUCGAGCAAUGGGUAUAAUGUCUUGGAUCUCUGAUGGAUCUCAUUUAGGAGCUUUAAAUAACUUGUCUUUCCAGUCCGAACUGUUCUCUUUCUGUAGGUUGUUUGAAACAAUUAUUCCGAAAUCAGAAAUGAAAAUGAAUUAUAGUAGCAGACAAAUCAACCAUCGUUAAUCGAAAUAAGGAAGGUUGUGUAGUUUUUAAAACAACCAGACAUAGCUAAAAAUUUUGUAACUAUAAUUGUCAAAAUUAAGAAAAAUAUAGCCGAAGGGAGUUGAUGUCGCUGGCAUAAUUCUUCCCAGAGCCGAAAUUCUAAUGUGAUAUUUUUUGGUCUAUGAAUAAAAUCAGCACAUCAAACAGCAAAGUAAAAUAUGAUUUGUCAAAACCUUGGCUUUUUGGGGUUCCACAAUAAUCUCAUCCAAUUGAUACGCGUAUGCUAUAUCCUGUGUCGGCCUAUUCUGAGCUUAAAUCCCUGAAAUUUUUGUAGCAUUCACCGGAGCUGUAUGUUGACCGCAGCAGGCAGUAGGUUGCUGAUGUCCAUUUUCUUUGAAUAAGACACCUAGCACAAAUUUUUGUAAAAUUUACUCAGUAAUUAUGUUUGAAAAUAAAGCCUAAGAAAAUUUUUAUGAACAAUGCGAACAAAUUAGGUGCUUUAUUGUCAAUUUUUUUCUUCUUCAAAUAAAAUCGGUCGUGGGAAUACAGUUAAAUUAUGGUUGGGAUGCCACGGCUCGUCAAUGCACCACCAUGGUUACUAAAAGUUUUGACAAUUGGAAGAAUCUAAGCUGAAACUGUUGCUAUUCACAAGCGAAAAGUGUUCUUGAGCUGGAGACAACGCAGAACGCUGAAUUCAAAAUUGGAAAUAACCGACGGGGCUUCUGGAUAAAAGACUUGUUUGUGAGUAAGGAUCUUGAAGUACGACCUGACCGUCUUGAUUUGCAAGCAUGAUGAAAUUGGUAGCAUUCUGUAUGGUAUUUGCCUGCAGCAGUUUGUAUUGUGCGGGGAAAUAUCUCGAUGGACGGCUUGCUGAGACCAAAGUCCUCCCUCUGCAAGUAGAUUGCCCGAGCCCGUAUAAAUACAUCUAUCUCGGGGGGAUAACGUUUAACGGCACAGCAGUAAGUGACUCGUUGUCCUCCAUGGCAAAAGACGAAUGCGACCAGCAGUUAGAGGAACAGAAGAAUAAAGGAGGCUCCAUCGUUUCUUGCUUCCUUACAUUUGGCAAGGCAUUUGCCACACAAGACACGGGUAUGGUCCGGACAGUAUACAAAUGCACAGUGUCUAAGCAAGACAAUGCCCCCGGUGGUGCAGACUGGCUAAAGGGGUCCCGAAGGCGUUCACUAGAAGCCAAGCCAAAUGGUCAAAACCAAAUAACCUUUCGCUGUCCUGGUGUGAACGAAAUUGUUGAGUUGGAGAAAAUUUUCCAAGAAGGUGAAGAAAUGACUGCUGGCUUUGAAAAAAGGAAACUUUAUUUUCAAGAAGAGUGUUACAAACAAACUGUAAGCAAAAUGGCCAAAGGAGAAAAGGGAGCAGUGCAGUGUACAAUACAACUCACUGCUGAGGAGGCAUUUGAUACUGUGAUGCAGUACCGAUGUUCUGAGCCGCCAAUCGCUGUGCAGGGAUCAACAACAGCCAUAUAAGAUAGAAUGAUGACGAAAGAGCUCACUUUAUCAGUUAGGACUGCAUUGUUGAAAUAUAAACAUAAUCAGUAACAAAAAGAAUCAGGACUACUAUCAUUUCGCAAAGACGUUCCAAGGAAAAGUUUUCUUUUGGGGCUUUAUUAAUUGUAUCAUUCAUUUUAGCUUAUUUCUCAGAUUGCAAGAAUGCAACUAAUUAUAUAAUCUAAAAUAGAAAA